UAUGGACUUCAAACAGACCACGUGCCCGAAUCGGCUCUGCCUUGCAAAUUAGAAGAAUUAAAAGAGCGUGUUAGGCGCGAAAUUCGAAAAGAAUUGAAAAUUAAGGAAGGCGCCGAAAAACUACGGGAGGUUGCCACAGAUAGAAGAUCCCUUUCCGAUGUGGCCGGAAUUGUUAAAAAAAGCAACGCACGUCUGGCCGAAUUAAAAUCCGAAUUACUAGAAUUAGAAUCCCAAAUUAUUUUAACGAGAGGCGGAACGACGGCGACCGGUGCUCCAGAAGAUUAUUGCAAUGGCCAAGAAAGUAGCGGCUUGUUUGACGAAAGCGCAUAUGGUUUACUUAUGGCAUUUUGUUAG
Ctenocephalides felis (cat flea) is the source of this 354-nucleotide messenger RNA. RefSeq names its product serine/threonine-protein kinase N-like. The annotation marks the transcript as partial. Gene Ontology annotation, molecular function: small GTPase binding; protein serine/threonine kinase activity. The transcript has 3 exons. NCBI's taxonomy places the organism in Eukaryota, Metazoa, Arthropoda, Insecta, Siphonaptera, Pulicidae. Gene Ontology annotation, biological process: protein phosphorylation; signal transduction. The record is from RefSeq and is a predicted model, not a curated record.